AUGUCCUCAACACCUUCCAAUCAACUUCCCAAUCGUCGUAGUCAACGUCAGGCAAUUCGAAAAUCAACCGGUGCAGCAAAAUGUGAUGUUGGAGACUCCAGUCUUUCAGCGGCACAGCCAACCCCCGUAAAGAAGAAGAGGAAGAAGGAUUUGGCUUUAGAUACAGACAACCUUGACGCUGAAGCCUCCCUUGAGGCUGUUGGUGUAUCAGUCGGCAAGAAAACGAGCCGUGAGCGACUGUUGGGGCUACUUGACAAGCAUAUCAACCCCAAGAAACCUCGGCUUUCGCGUCAAAAAUCAAGAUUUCCCUCAAAGAACGAACAUCGAAGUGGAAAGCAUCAAAAAACACUUCCAGUCGAGAAUGAAUUACAUGUUAAGAAGGACGUAAAUUACAACAUCUAUCAUGAAUCACAACUUGUUGAAAUGCUUCAAUCAAUCGGUGUCAACACACGAGGUUUGGACAAAGAGGCGCUUGUCAAAUCCUGCAAAUCUCAUAGUGAUCUACAAAACGUAGGCGCAACCUCGACUCAAAGCCCAAAUUUAUAUUCAGGAGAUAUAGAUUCCUCGAUGUUAGAGCCCGGAUGCUCAAGCUCUGUCCUUCCAAGUCUUGAGAACGAUUUUUUUGAUGAUAGUAAUACGCCCCAGCCAAGUCCAACAUCUCUAAUCAACUCAUCCGGGAAGCGUGGGAGCUGGAAAGGUAAAGGUAAAGGUAAAGCCCGCGCACCUGAUGAGGGUGCACAUUUUUCCGAUGAUCUUGAGAAUUAUCCCGAGGGAUUGGACCAGGAUGAGCAAACUCAACCUCCGAUGAGUGCUCGCGGAAAAUCCUCUUCUCCUGAGCCGACAAAUCAGAUGGGCCCUGAUCACCGCGAACUUUCAGAACUCGACCGUCUCAAAGCACAAGUGGCUGAACAAAAUCUUACGAUCUCAAGGCUUGAGAACACCGUGAAUGAAACAAACACUAGAGUUGAAGGUCUGGAAACAGGAUUAAAGGCUGUAUGCGAUAUUGUAGACAAACUUGCGGGGAAGUGUCGUGAUCGAGCGGCAGAAGAAACUUCUUGUGGUGGCCGAAUAGCAUCUCGCAUGUGUUUCCAUGUCCAAACACUAUUAGGGCAACGGGAUAAUGAAAAGAAGCUUCCGCGGGCUGCCAGUGAAGAAGAGAAAGAAGGUUGGAUGUCUGACCAACCGCUGGACUCGUUCAACUUCAAUGUAGAUUUAAAUUGCUUACCCUCUGACGCACAAGGAGGUUUUCCAUACGAAGACGGACCUGGGAAUCCUAAGGCUACCUCUCAGCAGCUAUCUGUAAUGUGGCAAAUGAUGAAAAAGGUUUCGGUGAAAAGCUUUCGACCCGACUUCUCUACCUCCGCCUCAGGCAAGGACAACAAGUGGUUAUGGUCACUUGCCUUGAAGAUAUUUAUUAAACUUGUUGAGUGCGGGGAGUAUACUGGAAUACCGCUGGGUGAGGAAGGAAUAAAGGUUAUCAAAAAGACUCUAAACUCUCAUGUACAAUCACUGAUGAAAAGGUUUCGCGAAGAGAACUGGGACGUCUCACGCAAAAAAAGAGCUGCAGACGAAGUCAGACAAAGCACAAGACUGCGACAUUGCCUAUGGCCGCUUUCAGCCAUAGUUCAGGUGGCUUGUAGCGACGACGAGACAGACGAAGAAGAUGCGGCCGUCGGACCCAGUAAACCAUUAAAAGUUCGAGAGCUACGCUGGCGCAGCUCCGCCUUGGAAUUGCUGUGUAUUCUUAUUGAUAACUACAAGACUAGUAUUGACGAGAGUAUUCCUGGGUUUUCACCAGGUCAGAAAGGCCGUAGCCCACGAACCCGCAUACGGACUGAUCAUAGGCCUGUCAGUAGAAUUGAAGCGCCAGUAGCAUUGCCAGUAGACUGCUACUCGGAGGAAUGGCUAUCUGACUUGACUCCCUUGGCUCGUACACAACUGGAAAUACACUCCACACCUGUGCUACAACCUUUCAUCUCAACUAUCAAAUCUUACCUCGCUGGGUCGGGAAGCAGGCCCUCCUCUUAG
This is a messenger RNA of Melampsora larici-populina 98AG31, 2028 nucleotides long. RefSeq lists its product as uncharacterized. Lineage: Eukaryota; Fungi; Basidiomycota; Pucciniomycetes; Pucciniales; Melampsoraceae. The transcript has 7 exons. The record is from RefSeq and is a predicted model, not a curated record. The coding region runs from base 1 to 2028 and encodes 675 amino acids.